AUGAUUUGGAAAUCCACAGUCCUUCUGGCAAGCCUCGUUGGCAUUGUAUCGGCAUCGUGUUCGCACGAUGGCUGUUACCAAGGCAUCGUUGCGGAGGCCACAGGCAUCGCCGACUGCGAGGCGUAUUUGGAGGUGGCCUAUCCUGAGCCAACCGCCACUCAGACUGUCACUUGGACGGCAAGCCCCACGACGGUGUCGCGCACGGUGACCGACACCUCCUACCUUUCUGCUGCCGCAACGGACGUGGUCCGGACGACAGAGACCGAGACGACAACCAUCAUCACGACGCCCUACAUAGAGGCUGUUGCGACGGCGACGACGACAGUCGACGCCACGGAUUUCGCGUACCAGACGACAACGCUCGUGACCGUCACGCGCCUCUCUGGCGGCGACAAGACGCGGCGCGUGGCUCCCACGACAACUGUGCCGUCUGUGUGGCCGACCACCGUCCCUGCUUACGCCGCCGAGUGUCCCAAUGCCGCCGCGUACAAGUGUGCCUGUCUCUGUGCCGGUGCCACGGUCGGCUCGACAACAUGCUCACCGUCUCUGGCCGCCACAACGACCACAACGGUCACGACCACCGUGACACCCACCGUGACGGAGACGGUGCACGUGUCUGCAACCGACACGACCACAGGGCUCACGGUCACGACGACCGAGACAGCGACCCAGCUGGUCGGCCGCAUUUCGAUCGCGCCGGGCAGGACGUUCACGACGUUUACGGACACGACCACCACAGCGACCGUGGAUGUACAGACGGUGACGGGCGGUACGCUGACAGAGACCGUGACGGUGACGCCGUAG
Sporothrix schenckii 1099-18 is the source of this 804-nucleotide messenger RNA. RefSeq lists its product as uncharacterized. The transcript has 3 exons. Lineage: Eukaryota; Fungi; Ascomycota; Sordariomycetes; Ophiostomatales; Ophiostomataceae. The coding region runs from base 1 to 804 and encodes 267 amino acids. The record is from RefSeq and is a predicted model, not a curated record.